AUGGGAAUGAUCCGAGAGGUUUGGCGCUCAAACUUCGAGCAAGAAAUGGAAAGCAUCUUACACAGCUAUCCUCGUAUUUCUUUAGAUACUGAAUUUCUAAGUUUUCUGCAUAAUACACCAAGAAAUGCAACAGAAACAGAGCGCUAUGAAAAUAUCAAGUUCAAUGUGAACAACUUGAAGCCCAUCCAGUUCGGUCUCACAUUCAUUGAUGUAUACAGAAAUCUCCCUCACUCUGGUGGUGUUUGGCAAUUUAAUUUUGCCGAUUUUGAUCCUACCAUCGACCUUCACGUGACUGAAUCCAUCUAG
Molecule: messenger RNA, 306 nt
Organism: Telopea speciosissima
Lineage: Eukaryota; Viridiplantae; Streptophyta; Magnoliopsida; Proteales; Proteaceae
Product: probable CCR4-associated factor 1 homolog 7
Exons: 1
Coding region: 1-306 (101 amino acids)
Cellular component (GO): CCR4-NOT complex; P-body; CCR4-NOT core complex
Molecular function (GO): poly(A)-specific ribonuclease activity; nucleic acid binding
Source: RefSeq, a predicted model, not a curated record